AAAAUUUGUUAUCGAUAUAAAUAAAAGAAAAAGCGAUUUAAUAACCAUUACUCUUUAAGAUAAUUUUGUCAGUUGAAAUGAAAAAGCAAAGAAUUUUCAAGUCUUAUCUAGGUGGGUGGCGACAUAAAAUUACCGGGGUAGAAUAUGUAAAUGCGACUUCCCAAACAGGACCUUUGCCAAAGCGAGGUCCACGGAAAAAUACAUGCAGUAGAGCGGUACAAUGUGUGCGAACGAAUGACGGAGCAACACAAUCGCUGCGUGACCGGGCGACGCAAAUGUGGCGAGAUGACUAUUAUGUACCUAACGAAAUGGAUAAAUACAUGACUGUAAAGUCUUAUGAAAGCUACAUUGACAUGCAGUUACGACUUGAUGUAAAUCAAAAGGCACGUAUAAUUCAAAGAAAUUACCGGGCAUAUCGAUGGAGGAAAUAUAUCAAGGAAUGCGCGAAAGUUUAUCGCGAUAUGCUUGAGAAAUGUAAAGGAUAUGAAGAGGAGAAAGCCAUUGCAAACAAAUUGCGACAUAAACAGAAUAUUCUUCGCCAAAUAUAUCCGCGAUCGAGAGCGGACUUUGACAUGCUUUACAGUCUGAUUGAAAGAUGGAGAAUCGAUCGUUUGAAGGACAUAAAGUCGCGACUGUUCAAAGCAGGUCAGCGUGCUGAGAAUUACAGGAUUUUAGAGAAGACGGUGAAAAUGUUCAAUAACAUCGAUAUACAUAAGCAAGCGAUCCAGAGAUCGUAUCGAAAGCAAAAGGUUCUCAGAUUUUUAACAGUGAAUUGCAAGCCUAUACGAUGGAGCGGUUACAAGGGCAAACUUGUGGAGAUGGUCACUAUAAAAAAUCAAAAGGCUCAGGAAUUCAAAAAAAUUUAUGACGCAUUGAACAAUCGUGACGUUAGUUCAGAGAAACGAAUGAAAUUAUUGACAACACUGAAAAAGUCAGUUGAAGUGCACAAUUGUGUAGAGGCAUUCGAUUUGUUGUCUUUGUUGGAUCAAGAGGUUGCGUUGUUAAAUCGAAAGAUUGAGGGUUUAUCGCUCGAUUAUUUAAACGAAAGGAUAACGCAUACUUACUUGAAUUUUGUAAGAAUAGAUGGUAUUUGCGGUUGUGAAUGCGUCACUACGGAGUCUAAGGAUAAUGAAUUGCGAGAACCUUUAGAAACAGAAACGAAACUUUGUCAAAAUUGUUUAAAGCUUCUCCCCAUCCGUAGAUUUUUACCACAUACUAGAAUGAAGAAAUUAUCAAUUUGCAGCAGUUGCAGUUCUCUAAGUCGACGUAAUAUCGCCCAUGUGGAUUACGAUCCUUACAUGUAUAUAUUGAAUUCCGUGCGUGCUGAGGAGAAACGUCGAGGCAGCACUUUCGCUUUGGCGUUUAUGAUGCAAGAGCAAGAUAUUUAUCACUUAGUUAAUCACAUUUGGCAAGGACAAUCGGCAGUCAGCAAGACUACAGAUCUUUUUAAUCUGAGAAUGGUCAGAUAUCAAAGAGACGUCGAAUGGGCGCCUUGGAAUUGCAUUCUUCUUACGAAGGACGAAGCCGACAUACAUUAUUACAUUGAUGAUCUUGAUACGAUAUAUUCGAAGCAUUUGAUCAGCCAGAUUAAUUUGCGACAUCAGAUUGCAAAGAAUUAUUUCAAACAGCUGAUUAUUUUUGAAAAAGAUUUCCGAGAAUCUUGUCGUUUCUCAAAGAUUGAAAAUGGGAUAAAGUACAAACCACCGGUAACCGUAGAAAAUUACGAUCCAUCUAAAAAAUAUAAACCAUGAGAAGAAAUUAUAUCAUACUACAUUUGAUGAAUAAACUCCAAUUAAAUCUCUUCGUAACACAUUUAUCAAUCAAUUCAAUUUUAAUGUAGCGAAUUAUUGCUAUUACGAAUUAUAUAUUGAUAUAACGAUUGGUCAGAGAUUUAAUAAACUUUUAUUAUACAGAA
Wasmannia auropunctata (little fire ant) is the source of this 1915-nucleotide messenger RNA. RefSeq names its product IQ and ubiquitin-like domain-containing protein. The coding region runs from base 78 to 1751 and encodes 557 amino acids. Lineage: Eukaryota; Metazoa; Arthropoda; Insecta; Hymenoptera; Formicidae. The record is from RefSeq and is a predicted model, not a curated record. Gene Ontology annotation, biological process: cilium assembly. The transcript is spliced from 6 exons. Gene Ontology annotation, cellular component: motile cilium; acrosomal vesicle.